AUGGUUCAAGGUCCGAAAGCUACUACAAGCACCCAACUCAUGAAGUCCACUAUCAUGAUACUGUGUGAAAAAUGUGGCCUCCGACCAUCUUACGAGUCCUUUCAGGGGACUGGCAAGAGGUUCACGACAGGGAGAUACGCCACGGCUGGGGAGUUCCCGUGGCACGUGAGCAUCCAGAGCAACGGGAGACAUGUCUGUGGAGGCACCAUCAUCAGCGCAUUGUGGAUUUUAACUGCGGCUCAUUGCUUUGGAGAAGAGAUGCCACCAGACCUCACUGUUUUAGUGGGGGGAACUGACCUCAGUGUCCCGCUGGAAGAACAUAAGCCAGACAGCUUGAUCCUCCAUGAAAAAUUUGACAGAAUGACCAUGCAGAAUGAUAUUGCUCUGAUCCUGCUCAGCUCUCCCAUUGAGUUUAGCAAUGCGAAAAUACCUGUCUGCUUGCCCUACAUGCAUGACAUCAAUACGUGGCAACACUGCUGGAUUGCGGGGUGGGGAACCACAAGUGCAGCGAUUUUGAGGCCAACAUCCCACAUGAUGCAGAAAGCACCAAUGAAGCUCAUCAGCAGGGAGCAGUGCUUGAAAAGUAUCCCACAGCUAGCAGAGAACAUGCUGUGUGCUGAGAUGGAGAAAAGAAGAAGAGGAGGACAUUCUGGCUGCAACGUGGACAGCGGGGGACCUCUGGUUUGCAGCUACUGGAAUACCAUGAAGUGGUUUCAGGUUGGCAUCGUCAGCUGGGAACAAGAUUAUGCAGAAAAGCCAGCCCAUGAGGUCUUAUUGUCUGUUUACAGCUACCGUCGCUGGAUAGAGACUGAGACAGCCAUAAGGGGGAAACCUUUCUUCAUUGAAGGCAUGGAUAACCAUGCUAAUAGUUGGCUGUUUUCUUCCAAGGCUCAGUCACAGCUGGUAUUCCUUGAGCAUUGUCUCCUUUUAUUUAUCCCUUUAAUAGCAAUUAGAUUACUCUAG
This is a messenger RNA of Nestor notabilis (Kea), 963 nucleotides long. RefSeq names its product protease, serine, 55 (gene PRSS55). The transcript has 6 exons. Bases 1 to 963 code for a protein of 320 amino acids. Gene Ontology annotation, biological process: proteolysis. Lineage: Eukaryota; Metazoa; Chordata; Aves; Psittaciformes; Psittacidae. Gene Ontology annotation, molecular function: serine-type endopeptidase activity. The record is from RefSeq and is a predicted model, not a curated record.